Seriola aureovittata is the source of this 9055-nucleotide messenger RNA. It is a transcript of the gene neurl4, whose product is annotated as neuralized E3 ubiquitin protein ligase 4. The coding region runs from base 1377 to 6236 and encodes 1619 amino acids. Gene Ontology annotation, molecular function: ubiquitin protein ligase activity. The record is from RefSeq and is a predicted model, not a curated record. The transcript has 29 exons. Lineage: Eukaryota; Metazoa; Chordata; Actinopteri; Carangiformes; Carangidae.
UAAAAUGUGGAUUUUGCCCCCUCUAGUGGAUUUUUAGAGACGGUGUUAGAUGCACCAUCCACUCUGUGUAUGAUGUGAUGUAACCAAUAAAGAAAAUGCAUGUAGAUUAUAUCAGGUCAAAAACACAGUUCAUCAUAUGAGAAACUUUAUAGUAGAAUAAGAAGUAGAGCAAGAAUGUCUCAGCCUCACAAUCAUAUUCAUAAAAAAAAAAAACUUAUUCUGAUAUUUUGAGAGUUUUACAUAUUUGUAAGAUUGUGAGGGAUGUCUUCAGAUAUUUUCUUGUGGAUGAGAGGUUCUUCAGAAUAUUAUCUGUUGGUUUAUAAUGUAAUGAAAGUUAAGAUGGGGAGAAAUGCUCUAUAUUAUCACCUCUGUAUUGUCCAAAAAUUUAAGCAGAAACACCUAUGGCACUAUUUGAAUAAUAAAUUGUAAUUAUACAUAGAUUUCAAACUACGGGGGUACUGGGUGGCUACCCAACUGCUGAAACUCAACCAGUAGAAGUUGGGUGAUGCAGCAGGACAAUGACCUUAAACAUUGAAGAAAAUCUACUACAGAAUGACUUCAAACCAAGGAAAUGUACCAUUUGUAGUGGCCCAGACCAGAGAUGUUGUGGAAUAACCUGAAGAGAAACGUUCAUACCAGACAUCCAAUAAGAAUAUGACUUUUAUAAGGAAGAAUGGUCCAAACUUCAUCUGAAUGUUGUGCAGAUCUGAUCAGCAGCUACUGGAAGAGCUUAUUUGAAGUUAAUGCUGCCCAAGGAGGUUCAACCUGUUAUUAAAGCCAAGGGUUAACUUACAUUUCCAGAAGCACUGUUAAUGUUUGAUGGGUGUGUUCCAUAAAGAUAUGAAGGAUUAUAAUUAUCAAAUUGUUGUUGUUAUGUAAGUAAAUUGUGUUUCUCUUAGAUGAAGAUCAGGUCAUUCCAAAGGGUUCACAUACUUUGUCUUGCUACUACACAUUACAUAAAUGAAUCAAGUGGAAAAAAGAAAUAUAUUUGAGCAUGAGGAAACUUUUUAUCCAGUAAAAUCAACUUAUUUACCAUAAAAUCCAGAAUAUUCCAACUCUAACAGAUCUCACUUUCAGUGGGUGCAAUAGUAUAGCUUUAGACUAAGGUCAAAAAUAAAAUGAAAAAAUACAAAAAAAAACAAAAAAGGGAGACCCCCCCAAAAAAGAAAGCUUCCAUUUCUGUUUAAAUUAGAUUAAAAUUACUUCCGUAAUUUAUGAACAUGUGAACAUCUCAAAUUAAUUUUAUAUUGGGUGAUUUAAUGUUUUACUAUAAGGGUGCGGUGCGGCUCAAUUGUAUCGAUUUCUGAAAUCUACCGGAUACCAUAACGUUACUGUCGCAAACCCCGAGUGUCGUGAACACUGGCCGCCCACUGAAGAUGGCGGCGGAGCUGCAUCCGCGGAGCGGAAAGCUGAUCGGCCUGUCCAACUCGAACCGAACCGCUCGGCGCAACCAGCCAGUCCAGGAGUUCAACCACGGCCUGGUGCUUAGCAAGGAGCCACUGAGGGACAGAGAUGUCUUCACUGUCCGCAUUGAUAAGAAGGUGAACUCGUGGAGCGGUUCCAUUGAGAUUGGCGUGACGGCACUGGACCCCGCCGCGCUGGACUUCCCCAGCAGCGCCACAGGCCUGAAGGGCGGCUCCUGGAUCGUGUCGGGCUGCUCGGUGCUGCGUGACGGCCGCUCGGUCCUGGAGGAGUACGGCCGGGACCUGGACCAGCUGGCCGAGGGCGACCGCGUGGGCAUUCAGCGCAGCUCCCGCGGGGAGCUCCACCUCUGGGUUAACGGCCAGGACUGCGGUGCGGCCGCCAGCGGCUUGCCGCCCAAGCUGUGGGCAGUGGUGGACCUGUACGGCAAGUGCACUCAAGUGACGGUGGUGAGCUGCGAGCCGCCGCCGCCCUCCGCAGAGAGGGAGAGAGAGACAAUAGAGCGGGAGGAGGAGGAGGAUGAGGAGGAGGAGGAGGAGGAGGAAGAGGUGGUGGUACGCGGGGGUCGGGAGGAUGCAGGGAUCACGGCACUGAUGAAUGUGGCAGCAAUGAAUGGAAUGAUGAAUGGAGAUGAAGUGCCUGAGCUCAGCUGCAGUCACAACAGACCAGACAAGUUCCCCAACAACCUGGAGCCUGACACAGUUCUCACCGAGCACCAGCUCUUCGACGUGUUCAACAACGCAAUAGUAUCUUUUUAUCGCUCUGAGGAUGAGGGCGGAGGGGAGGAUGGAGGAGGUGGAGGAGGAGCAGGAGGAGGCAGCGGUGGAGGAGAAGGAGGAGGAAAUGCAGGCACUGACUCCUCUUCCAGAAAUGACAGAGGGAGCAGCAGUGGAGGAGGUGCAGUGAACAGCGACAGUGGGACAGGGACGACAGGAGGAGGAGGAAGUGGUGGUAGCGGUGGAGAAAGCGGAAAUACUAAUAACAGUCCUGCAAGUAACGGAGGGGUGGGGCUGGGGGCUCUGACAGGUGGGAUGACCACCAAUGACGCGCUGCUCUUCCACGAGAAAUGCGGCACGUUGAUCAAACUGAGCAACAACAACAAGACGGCGGAGCGGAGGAGACCGCUGGACGAGUUCAACAACGGCGUGGUGAUGACCAACCGGCCGCUCCGACACAACGAGAUGUUUGAGAUCCGUAUUGAUAAGUUGGUGGACAAGUGGUCAGGCUCAAUAGAGAUUGGCGUGACCACACACAACCCCAACAACCUGGACUAUCCUGCAACUAUGACUAAUCUGCGCUCAGGUACAAUCAUGAUGAGUGGCUGUGGGAUACUAACCAACGGGAAAGGAACCCGCAGGGAAUACUGUGAAUUCAGCCUUGAUGAACUCCAGGAGGGAGAUCACAUAGGGUUGAUGCGCAAAGCCAGCGGCGCGCUCCAUUUCUACAUCAAUGGCAUCGACCAAGGUGUUGCAGCAGCGCAGACCCCUGGCGUGGUCUACGGUGUGGUCGACCUAUACGGCAUGGCCGUCAAAGUCACCAUAGUCCACAACCACAACCACAGUGACCGACUCAGACGCAAUAAUGCCAUCAUGAGGGCUUUAUCUCCCGAUGUUGGUCGACCCCGGCCGUCUCUUUCCCUCACUCCGGACCCAGAGGGGCCCGACCGCCUGCUCUUCCACCCCAACUGUGGCCAGAAGGCCGCUAUCAUCAGUGACGGGAGGACGGCGCUGCGGCCACAUGCGACUGACGACUUCAACCACGGCGUGGUCCUGAGCAGCCGGCCUCUGCGCUCCAAUGAGGUGUUCCAGGUCCGCAUCGACAAGAUGGUGGACAAGUGGGCGGGCUCCAUCGAAAUCGGAGUCACAACACACAACCCUGCAUACCUGCAGCUGCCCUCCACCAUGACGAACUUGCGCUCAGGGACUUGGAUGAUGACGGGGAAUGGCGUGAUGCACAACGGAACCACAAUACUGGACGAGUACGGACACAACCUGGACCGGCUCAAGGCAGGUGACACAGUAGGUGUGGUGAGGAAAGAAGACGGCAGCCUCCACUUCUUUGUGAACGGCGUGGCUCAGGGCCCGGCGGCCUGGAACGUCCCUCCCAGCGUCUACGCCGUGGUCGACCUGUAUGGGCAGGCUGCUCAGGCCACCAUCAUGGACGACAUGGUGGACCUCCCCCCUCUCCCAGAGGACAGCUCAGAGGGGCCCACGGCCAUGUCCCCCGGGAGCCCCUGCUCAGUAGCCGGGGCAACCACGACCAGCGACCUGCGUUUCCACCAGCUACACGGCACCAACGCAGUCAUCACCAACGGGGGGCGCACCGCCCUGCGUCAGAACUGCCGCAGCGAGUUCAACGACGCCAUUGUCAUUUCCAACAGGUGCCUUCGAGAUGGAGAGCUGUUUGAGAUCAUUAUUCAGAAGAUGGUGGACCGCUGGUCGGGUUCAAUAGAAGCAGGAGUGACAGCCAUCAGGCCAGAGGAGCUGGAGUUUCCAAACACUAUGACUGACAUCGACUAUGACACUUGGAUGCUCAGUGGAACAGCCAUCAUGCAGGAUGGCAACACGAUGCGCAACAACUACGGCUGCGACCUUGACUCCCUGACCACGGGCUCACGGAUCGGCAUGAUGCGCUCAGCCAGCGGCGACCUCCACUAUUACAUCAACGGCGUGGACCAGGGUGUGGCCUGCUCCGGUCUGCCACCGGAGGUGUUUGCAGUGAUCGACCUGUAUGGUCAGUGUGUUCAGGUGUCCAUCACCAGCUCCUCAGGCCCGCUGGACAACAGCAUGUGUACCAGCAACAUCACUGAGAAGAGCUUCCCCAUUCACUCACCAGUUGCGGGCGUUGCUCAUCGGCUCCACAGUAAACACGGUAAGAACGUGGUGCUGCUGGGUGAGGGCUGCCAGGCCGUCAGAGUCGGAGGUUACGCUCACGGCAUCGUGUUCAGUGCGAAGGAACUCAAAGCGGACGAGUUGUUUGAGGUAAGGAUUGAUGAAGUGGAUGAGCAGUGGUGCGGUUCGCUGCAUAUCGGUCUGACCACGUUGGCACCUCCGGAGCUGCCGUCCUGCCCGCUGUCGGGUCUCUCCCCCUCCCUCCCGCAUCUCCGCACCAAGGUCACCUGGCUGCUCUGCGGUUCUGAAGUCCGUCGCAACGGCGCGCUGCAGCGCCAGAACUACGGCUGUUCACUGGACCGGCUGACGGUUGGGAACCGUGUGGGUGUGAAGAGGUGCAGUGACGACACCAUGCACAUCUUCAUCGACGGAGAAGACAUGGGACCUGCUGCUACUGCAGUGGCCAAGAAUGUGUUUGCAGUGUUGGACCUGUACGGGCGGAUAACAGCGGUGUCCAUCGUCAGCUCCUCGUUGAUGGAGGACAUGGAGAGCGUCAAGGCGCCCUCGCUCUCCUCAGACAGCUGCAGCGAAGGAGAGGAGGACAGCACCCCUGUCAGAGAGGCUCUGCAUGUCAUCUCUUGCUGCCUCCAGGUUGAGGCUGAGCCCUGUGCACUGGUGCCCACCGUCAUGGCGUUCCUGGAAAACCACGGGAAAAACAUCCAGUUGUCCAACCAGAACCUGACAGCAGCCAGAGUGUCGAGCUACAACCAGGGCCUGCUGGUCACCGCCCAGCCGCUGGCUCGCCAGCAGCUGUUCCAGUUUCAGAUCGACCGUCUGAACCCGUCAUGGACGUCGUCGCUGUCGUUAGGGGUCAUAGGUCACUCCCCCGACCGGCUCAACUUCCCCUCCACGGCGUGCUGUCUGAAACGCUCCGCCUGGCUGCUGCAGAGAGACUCUGUCUUCCACAACUCGCUAAAGAUAUGCGAGAACUACGGUCCUAAUCUGGACACUUGUCCAGAGGGGACGGUGUUGGGUCUGCUGGUGGACGCCAACAGUUGUCUCCACCUCUAUGUCAACGGCAUGGACCAGGGCGUGGCGGCGCAGGACAUCCCUUCACCCUGCUACCCCUUCAUCGACCUCUACGGCCAGUGUGAACAGGUCACCAUAGUGACAAACAAUGUGCCAGCUGUGGGUGGAGAGAGCGGUGAGACCCGUUGUCAGGGCGACAUGGAGAAGGCCGACAUGGUUGACGGAAUCAAAGAGAGUGUGUGCUGGACGCCCCCUCCAGAGGUCAACCCCAACAAGACCUGCGAGUACCAGGCGCUGUGCUCACGCUUCAAGGACCUGCUCACAUUACCAGAUGGUUACUUCAACGAGGAUGCAAAGUACAACCUGUGCUACUGUGAGUCCUGCCACAAGCUACGAGGUGAUGAGGCGUAUUACAAGAGAGGCGAGCCGCCCCGUGACUACGCCCUGCCCUUCGGAUGGUGCCGCUUCGCCCUCAGGAUCAAGCCCCACUGUGAGGUUUCUAAUGCACUGAAGAAGUGGCACAUUGCGUACCACGGCACAAGUGUAGGAGCCCUGCGUCGCACGCUGGACCACAGCCAGCUGCUGCCUGGGACGUCGUCGAUCUUCUCAGUGUCUCCGGUGAAGGCGGAGGGGCCCAACGGCUACAGUGAGCCAGAGGAGAACAGCGCCCCCGGCAGGGAGGUUCCCAGAGUGCGGCUCUCCCCCACCAUGCGCUACUCCGGCUUGGAGAUCUUUGCUCCCAAAGUGCAAUUUCGGGACCCCCGCUCUCACCGCUGCCACCAGGCCCAGGUGGGAUUCCAGGUGUGUGUGCGUCCAGGCUCCUACAAGGUGGGACCCCAGACACUCGGCCACAGCGAGCCCCUGGACCCCCGCUUCAGCAACUCAGAGAUCGAGUGGAUCACUAAGGAGCAGGGCGGCACGCUCCUCUACGGCCUGCUCGUCCGGAUCGAGUGAAUGGAGAAACAAGGGAGGCAUUCGGGUGGAAGUGCGGGGGGGGGAGGAGGAGGAGGGUCUACGCGGCACUUCCUCGUACUUUUAAUAAACUGACAACCAAAUCCAACCCCUGCCUUGAGCAAGAGACUCCUCUGGAAUCCAGAUGUUCCUACUCUGGAUUGUUGACAAUUCAGCAUUAUUGAUUUUUUUGUUUUGUUUUUGUUUUUUGGUUGUUUGCUCUUGGAGUCUUUUAACGGCCGGGGGCUACGGCGGUUUCAAAGAAGAACAGACACUGCCUGCACUUUAUGUUUCGGACACUCGUGGGCGAUUUUUUUAACUAACUUCUCAUCGACACGACAUGUUUGUUCAUUCACUGCAGUUAGUUGUUUUUUUAGCCACGUUUCUUUUUUUUCUUUUUUGCUCUCAUUCUUCCCGAAAUCUAAUUUUCUUCCUCACAAACAGCUGUUUUUUUUUUUUCUUUUUCUUUUCACUUUUUGGCACUUGUUUUAACACUCAUCCCUUCUGCUCUGGUCAGUGUUUUAUUUCAGGAGGAGCUGUCCCCUGCCAACCUGCACGUUAACGGACUGUCACCUGAAGAGACUGAAACGUGGGUCAAAAAAAAAAAAAAAAAAAAGAGGAAAAAAAAAACUAAGUGACAAUGUGUUCACAAAAAUAUGAAAAACAGAAACCCAAGAGUGUCUUGUGACUGUGACUUCUUUGGGGGGGGUGGUGGGGGGGGUUCAAACUGGAGGAAGAAAAAAAUGUUUACACAUGUACCACUGUAUGUUGCUGUCCUCUGUGUCUCCACAUUAGCAGUCUGGCUACUUUCUUAGUCCUGUUUGCAUUUCUUUUACGGCCCAGCCUCACCUCUUACUCCUCUUCACAAAUGGAGGGAAAAAAAAAAAAAAAAAUCACAGACGUAAAAACUGUGGAGAAAACUGGAAAGUUUGACAGAAAAAUUCACUUGAAAAAACCUCCUCCACCUUUUGGGAAGCUUAAAGUAGUGUGAGAUACUGAAUGGCAAAUUACUUGUGCUACAAGUGAAAGGAUACAUCGUGAAAUAUUUAAAAAUAUAUAUAUUUACUUCUAUAUUUGGUGGGUUGUGAUACACCUACUGCUGCUGGCACAAGCGCAAAGAUUUAAAAAGGAACUUUUGUACGUUUUGGGAAAUAAGCUUAUCCGCUUUCUUGCCAAGAGUUAGAUAAGAAGAUUACACCACUCUCAUGUCUGUACGGUAAAUACGAAGCUACAGCCAGCAGACAGCUGUCCUGGAUGGUUCCCAUAGAAAAAGCUCAGGAUAGCGGCUGUGCACUGAUUUUUAGAGGCGGUGGGAAAAAGACAUUUGACAAACCAAUCACUGAGUAGUCAUCCUUUUUUCUUUUUCUUUUCCUGAACUGAAAAAUAAGUGUUUGAAAACACUUAUAACAAAAUAUAAAUUUGUGUUGUUGAGUUGGGUUUCAAGUGAGGUUAAGACACAUUAAUGGUGUUGGCAGUGUUUUCAAAGAUUUUUUUUUUUUUUUUUUACUUUAACCCGCCCCCCUCCUCCCUUGAAGUGCACACUGACUUUCCUCAGCUUUUCCAUGGGAACCAUCCAGGAAAAGUCCUGUAUGGGCCAGCACCCGGUCCAGAGGUGACAACAUCCACCUGUCCGCAGCCCUAAAGUUCCCCGAUUAACACUUUAUCUUGUUUGUUCAAUCCCUACAAAGAAUUCUCCAAAUUAUUAUUUUUUUUGACCAGUUGCCAGGUAACCAGUGGAGUAUACGUUGGGUUGCCUGGAAACCAGUACCAGUCCGGGACAACAAAUUGUUCAGCACAUAACCCGAACAACUGCGAAUCUUACACUUGUUUUGUACAGAUGAAACAAAGGAGAUAUACUGUGUUCAGCAGGGAGCUUUAGAUGUGCUGGUAGGGGGGUUUGUUUCCUUUAAACGGAGAGAAGCUGGUUGUAGCUUCAUGUUAGCAUACAUACAUGUUAGCAUACAUACAGAGGAGUGGCAUCAGUCUGCAAAAGCGAAUAACUGCAAUUCCCAAAAUGAGAAUUAUUUGUUUUAAAAAUGUGGUUUUAAAUGGAUUGAAGCCAAAGGGUUUAAGUGGUUUUCCACAUCACUCCCGCUCUAUCCCUUUUCCCUCCAUCGUUUACAUUAGAUCCACUCACACCUCCGCUCCUCUGAUCCAUCCAUCCGUCAUGUCUUGACUGUUUACCGGGCAGGACCUCCAGAGCCAACCCCCCGAGGAGCGCCGAGAUCAGCAGGACGCCGAGUAGUCCGCACACCACGACCUGUGCUGGUGUUUACAUGUGAAUGUUAUCAAUUAGGGCUCUGCGGUUCUAUUACAUCAACUGACAUCAUUGAUUUACAUUUGGUAAAAAUGUUUGUACAAGGGUUUUUAUUUGCUCCAAAACAUCCACCUACUGACUGAUUGUAUGUGAACAGCUUUCCAAAGCGUUUAUUUCUUUUUCACCGUUUUCUCAGUCCUGUUGCCAAUUUGAUAAACCUGCUACAGAACAAGAUACCCCCCCUCCCCCUCCCCACAGGCACCGUUUUGAUGAGUCAAACUCAAAAAUAAUAAUUAAAGAAGCUCAGUCACCUUCUAAGAGCAGCUGUGAUUUAACUGAUGGAAGAUCUACGGGGGUUUGGCAAAGGAAAAACUUCCAAUCAAAAAUGUGAAAAAUAUUAUUAUAUGGGUUGUUUACGGCCCAGUGCUGCUUUGUACAAUUUGAUUUGUAUUGUUUUUUUGUUUUUGUUUUCUGUAUGUUGCGUUGUACAGGCUGUUACAUAACAAAUCAUAUCUUCCUGAUUUAUAAAAAAUAAAAAUAAACUGACAGACAGUAUGCACAGAAA